CGCGGAGCCGCGCCGAGGCCUUCCCGGCGCAGCGGAGGUGGGGAGCCGCGGCCGUCCGGCCGAAGGUUCCAGCCUGGACCGGCGCUGAGAGGAACGUGCGCCGUGGAGGCGCGGAGGAUCGAGGCGUCGCGGCCUGAGGCGAGUAGAGACCAAUUGCUGUAUCUUGGAUGGCUGCUCACAAACUUUUAAGACCUAGGCCCUAUCAUUGAACUUGGAGGUAGAACAGAGACUCUAAAAACAUUAGGCCAAUUGACCGGACAGACCCUUGAAACCAUGACCCUAAACCUUCGAACCAAGAAAAUUUAUCCCACCGGGUAUUUCAUUAAAUAUCUAUACAAGAUGUUGACUUUGUGGACUAGGAUAGUGCAAGCUUCAUUUAUUUUCCUCGCCACUGAAUCUAUAGGUGUUCUUCUAGAUCCAUGUGGUCAUAUCAGCCCUGAAUCUCCAGUUGUACAACUUGGUUCUAAUUUCACUGCAGUUUGUGUACUAAAGGAAAAGUGUAUGGAUAAUUUUGAUGUAAAUGCUGAUAACAUUUUCUGGAAAACAAACCAUGCUACUGUUCCGAAGGAACAAUAUACUAUCAUAAACAGAACAGCAUCUAGUGUCAGCUUUACAGAUAUCUCUUCAUUAAAUACUCAACUCACUUGUAACAUUUAUGCAUUCGGGCAGAUUGAGCAGAAUGUUUAUGGAAUCACCAUCAUUUCAGGCUUGCCUCCAGAAAAACCUAAAAAUUUGGGUUGUAUUGUGAAUGAGGAAAAGAAUAUGAUGUGUCAGUGGGAUCCUGGAAGGAAGACAUACCUGGAAACAAACUAUACUUUAAAAUCUGAAUGGGCAACAGAGAAGUUUGCAGACUGUAAAGCGAAGCGUGACACCCCAAACUCAUGUACUCUUGAUUAUUCUCCUGUAUAUUUUGUCAACAUUGAAGUCUGGGUAGAAGCAGAGAAUGCCCUUGGGAAGAUUACAUCAGAUCAUAUCAAUUUUGAUCCUAUAGAUAAAGUGAAGCCCAAUCCACCACAUAAUUUAUCAGUGAGAAACUCAGAGGAACUGUCCAGUAUCUUAAAAUUGGCCUGGAUCAACCCAAGUAUUAAGACUUUUAUAGGACUGAAAUACAACAUUCAGUAUAGGACCAAGGAUGCCUCAACUUGGAGCCAGAUUCCUCCUGAAGAUACAUCAUCCACCCGGUCUUCCUUCACCGUCCAGGACCUUAAACCUUUUACAGAAUAUGUAUUUAGGAUUCGUUGUAUGAAGAACGAUGGUAAGGGAUUCUGGAGUGACUGGAGUGAAGAAGCAAGUGGGAUCACAUAUGAAGCUAAACCAUCUAAGGAACCAAGUUUCUGGUAUAAGAUAGAGCCAUCCCAUACUCAUGGCUAUAGACCUGUAAAACUCAUAUGGAAGACGUUGCCUCCUUUUGAAGCCAAUGGGAAAAUCUUGGAUUAUGAAGUGACUCUUACAAGAUGGAAAUCUCACUUUCAAAAUUACAGAGUUAAUGACACAAAACUGACAGUAAACCUCACAAAUGAUCGCUAUAUAGCAACUCUGACAGCAAGAAAUCUGGUUGGCAGAUCAGAUGCGUCCGUUUUAACCAUCCCUGCCUGUGACUUCCAAGCUGCUCACCCUGUAACGAAUCUUAAAGCAUUCCCCAAAGAUAAUAAGCUUUGGGUAGAAUGGACUGCUUCUAAUGAGUCUGUAAAUAAAUAUAUACUUGAGUGGUGUGUGUUAUCAGAUAAAUCGCCCUGUAUCCCAGACUGGCAACAAGAAGACGGUACCAUACAUCUCACCUAUUUAAGAGGGAACCUAAUGGAGAGCAAAUGCUAUUUGAUAACAGUUACUCCAGUGUAUGAUGACGGGCCAGGAAGCCCUGAAUCCAUAAGGGCAUACCUUAAACAGGCUGCACCGUCAAAAGGACCUACCGUUCGGACAAAAAAAGUGGGGAAAAAUGAAGCUGUCUUAGAAUGGGACCAACUCCCUGUUGAUGUUCAAAAUGGAUUUAUCAGAAAUUAUACUAUACUUUAUAAAACUGCACUUGGAAAUGAAACCGCCGUGAAUGUGAAUUCUUCCCACACAGAAUACACGCUGUCCUCUUUGACGAGUGACACGUUGUACAUGGUACGAAUGGCAGCAUACACAGAUGAAGGUGGAAUGUAUGGACCCGAUUUCACUUUUACUACUCCAAAGUUUGCCCAAGGAGAAAUUGAAGCCAUAGUUGUGCCUGUUUGCUUAGGAUUCCUAUUGACAACUCUUUUGGGAGUGUUAUUCUGCUUUAAUAAGCGAGACCUGAUUAAAAAACAUAUCUGGCCUAAUGUUCCAGAUCCUUCAAAGAGUCAUAUUGCCCAGUGGUCACCUCACACACCUCCAAGGCACAAUUUUAAUUCAAAAGAUCAAAUGUAUUCAGAUGGCAAUUUCACUGAUGUAAGUGUUGUGGAAAUAGAAGUAAAUGACAAAAAGCCUCUUCCAGAAGAUCUGAAAUCAACGGACCUAUUUAAGAAGGAAAAAAGUAGUACUGAAGGACACAGCAGUGGUAUUGGAGGGUCUUCGUGCAUGUCAUCUUCUAGGCCAAGCAUUUCUAGCAGUGAUGAAAAUGAAUCUGGACAAAACACUUCUAGCACUGUCCAGUAUUCUACUGUGGUACACAGCGGCUACAGACACCAGGUUCCAUCGGUUCAAGUCUUCUCAAGAUCUGAGUCCACCCAGCCCUUGUUAGAUUCAGAGGAGCGGCCGGAAGACCUACAGUUAGUAGAUAAUGUAGACAGUGGUGACGGCAUACUGCCCAGGCAACAGUAUUUCAAACAAAACUGCAGUCAACCUGAAACCAGUCAAGAUAUUUCGCAUUUUGAAAGGCCAAAGCAUGUUUCAUCAGUCAGUGAGGAAGGUUUUGUCAGACUUAAACAGCAGCAGAUUUCAGAUCAUAUUUCACAGUCCUAUGGAUCUGGGCAAAUGAAAAUGUUUCAAGAAAUUUCUACAGCAGAUGAUUUUGGUCCUGGUACUGAGGGAGAAGUAGAGAGAUUUGAAACAGUUGGGAUGGAGACUGCGAUUGAUGAAGGAAUGCCUAAAAGUUACUUACCACAGACUGUAAGACAAGGUGGUUACGUGCCUCAAUAAAAGACUAGUUCCUGUUCCAACAUCAGCAGUAAGACAAGCUAAAAAUACUUUAUCUGUCAUUUCAGAUAAAAAUAAUCUUCACUCACUGAAGAUGAUCGUUUGCCCUUAAGGACAAAAAUACACUGUACUCUCACAUGGGCUGUUGCCAUUCCAGAAUAACUAGGAUUACUUUAAGCACUACAUAAACUGACUUCAUCCUCUGAAUAGCUGAAUGACUUUGUGCUGUUUCAGGAUGUUUGCACUGAAGAAAAACAGAAAGCUUGCCAGGAAUUCGUAAAGUAAAACUUCUCAUUUUUGUUUUGCUACCUAGAAAACAGAGGCUAUUUAAAUACUAAGCAGCAUAAUACUUAAUAAUCAGAACCAUACACAUUUUGAUAAACAUAAUCAUCAAAUAAAAUUACUUAGGGAGAGUGAAUAUAAAAAAUUAGAGGAGCAAAGUCUAGAAACCUCUACUUCAGCUGAUAACAUAAUUUAAAAAGAGAUCCAUAUGGUAUGAGCCUAGCUUUUGUAGUCUGAGCAAAAAAAAGAAAAAAAAAGGGAAUUCUAGAGCUUUAACUUGGCAGAUAAAAAUAUUCUUUUUUUUAAUAUUACAUAGUCACUAGUUUCACUAAACUUUUCCAAAAUUGCUGUUGGCCAUGUCUUUGAUAACCCAUUUUCACAAACUCUGCAGAGUGCCCAGGUAGAGCUAGGAAUGAAUGCCACAAACUAUCUUAAACAUUUCAAAAAUCUUUGCCACUUGUAAAGGCUUAAAUUUUAACAUACUUCUAUACAUGUAUAUAUACAAAAUUAUUGACCCUUCCUCUUAACACUUCAGAGAAUUUGGUUGAAAAAGCACUUUAUACCAUAUAUCUUCAGCUUAAAAUGUGUUUUAAUUUAAUGUACUUUUUAUUUUUAAGUAGGACAAGAUUGAAAAAUCUCUGGUAGGUGAUUGAAGCAAACUAAAUUAGAGGCCUUGGGCGCUGCUCACGAAAACAAACAAAUGAAACACCGCCCCAGAAAUGUAAAUAUCACGGUUAGCAAAUAUCCAUAUUAUAGAAGCACUUAAUGAAGAGAUAAUAUUUUAAUAUCUACAGUUUUGAGGUAGAGUGGGACUUAGUUCUAUGCUAUGAUUUAGGAAUAUUUUAAAUCUCUUCCUUCUAAUAUUGUUUUUCAGGGGAGAAGUGAGCCAGUCCUCCAGAGUUUAGCGCUAAACCCACUUUCGCAUUCAGGCCAUCCUUUGUCCACCACAUUUGACAUGGCAGGAGCUAAAGAUAGUGGCCAUUAACCAUCAGUAGUUUAAUUCUAGACUACUGCUAUCAAAUGAGUUUGGAGGAAAUAGGUGUUGUUUUUCUAUCAUAUUUAAGCCAGGCAGACUUAAAAUAUUUUGUAGAGGGUAUUGAAGAAUAAAAGACUAAGAAAAAUUGGUAAGUAUUUACUGUUGGAAUGUAAUUCUGUUUUUUAUUCUCACAGUAUAUUGUUCACAAUAGACUUCCUAUUUUAUCCUUUUUUAUUCUUGCAUUUAUAUAAUGCUUAACACUUUCAGGAAACCCUGGUGGCAUAGUGGCUAAGAGCUGCUACAGCUGCUAACCAAAAGGUUGGCAGUUCGAACCCACCAGGCGUUCUUUGGAAACCGUAUGGAACAGUUCUGCUCUGUCCUGUAGGGUUGCUGAGUUGGAAUUGACAGCAACAGGUUUUGUUUCUUAACAGUUUCAGAGUUCUUUCACAUAUACAAUCUCCCAAAUACCGCAGAUGCUUUAUUUGAAUAUAUCCCGUUUCUUCCUUUUGUCAAAACCAACAUGAGAUUGGAAGAGUGACAGAAUUAGAAGCAGAUGAGGAAAAUUAGGCACAGAGAGUCCCAGGAGGGACAGAGACCCAAACUCACACUACAAGGUAAUGACAUUACCAUCAUCUAAGGCAGUCAUCAAAGGCUGGUCCAGGACAGGACUAGAUCGAUCUUGCUAUAUGUCAUCAGGAAAUUUUAAUCUAUUACAUUUUUUAUUCUCCAAAAUAAGUAGCCAUGUUACUGUCAUCAUGUUCUUAGUUAUAACCUUCCUCAUAACAAACAGCAGUAUUACGAAGAACAUUGUAGUGUGAACAUGUACAUUUUGGGAUGGGGGCAGUUAUGUGAACUGGUGAUCUAAGAGAAUGAAAAUGAAGGGUUGUUUAAGAAAGAACAUCUUGUAAGCAGAUUUGUAUGUGGAACCUUAUAGAACAUGGUGCAGUGAAUGAUUGCCCCCCAGCCACAAGAGCACUUUAGACCUUUAAGUGGAUACACGGUUACUGUGCAGAGUCAUUCGUUCAGGAAGUGAAUGUAUAUAUUUGAGCACUAAUAUGUAAUACACAUCUUUGCCCUAUAGAGAAAAGCAAUCACGAAACUUGAUUUAAAUACAGAAUUAUUUUCCUGGAGCACGUCUUACAAUAAUCCAUGUUUUGAUGCAUGCAGAUUGUAUUUUAGGUAUGCAGAGGAACAAAUCUAGUUUAUUUGUAUGAAAACUAGUCUACGUAAAAGUUAGUGGAUUUAUUACUCUUUAAAUCUUUACUAUCCCCACAUUUUAUCUUUGUUUGAAGUAAACUAGCAUAUAAGAAAACAGCCUCUUUCUGGAUAUGUGGAUAAAGCUCAUUCACUGCUUGUGCUAUCCCUGUCCCCCUGUAGGAUUGGGGGAAGAUAACCCAGUGGAUGUGUCUUCCAUGUGUGGCUAUUGUAAUUUGACAAUUAGUUACUGGAAUUUUGGUAGGCCAGCCUCAUCCCUUAGAAAGACAUAUGCUGAAAACUCUUGAAAAACUAUAAAACUGCAGACUUUAUACUCAUUCAUAUCUAAACUUUUAAUCUUUUUUCUAACACAUAAAUCACACCAAAUAUUUGAGUAGAGGCAGGGGGAAAACAAAAUCAUUUAUAAGCUCUUUGUUCCCAUGUAUUCUCUACCUAAUUGUUUUAAAUUUGCCCUUCUUUCUUGAUAAGAGGUCUUACCACAUGAAGUCUUCCAGCAACUAUAGCUUUUCCUGCGAGGUUAAGGAUUAGUGACGCUGAAGCAUACUUUAAAAACGUUUCUUUAUUAAAGCUCAGAUUUCAAGUAGAACAUCCUAAAUCACUUUAGAAAUAGAAAUCAGGUAAAUAUAAUUUUAAGAGAUUUUUUUGACCCAUAUAGUUAACUAGUUAAAAUUAUGACAUCAAUGUAGAAUAGAAUAAUUGUAUAGUAGAAUUCCCUAAAAUCUUCCGUUCACUGGCCUAUAUUGACUAAGUAAGUCAAGCGGGAGAGCUCUCCCGCCAUUCUUUUAUAUUUCAUAUCACUCUUGUGUGAUUUUGCUCAGCUGGUUCUUAGGAGCAAAUUUCUAAACCAUGCUUAAACUAAAUUGCAAUGAUAAUAUAUUUUUAAUCUAAAAAAUGAUUACCACUUGAGAAACCUCUGUUUUAGUAAAGGUUUAUUUUGUUGGUAAAAUGUCAAAUUAAUAAGCUACAUAAAACUUCAAGUGAAUUGUUCAGAAAUAUUUUGGGGUUAUCUUUCUGUUGUAUGGAGCAUUAGAUUGUAUUGCCCAGGUAAGUUUAAAGUUUUUUGCACUUUUAUGUAAGUUAGAGAAAUAAUGGAGCCAUAAAAUGGCAAGAUAUUUAGCCUAAAAUUGGGCAUUGUCAUAGAGUUCAGAGAAGGUAUAAACUAGCAAACCUACAGCCAAUUUUUUGGACUGGUCCUUUACAGCAGUUCCUUUUCAGUCUUUAUAAACACAAAGAUGGCCCAUGGAAGCCCAUAAGGGCUUCCUUGGAAACGGUUUUAAUUCUUAUUAUUCUAUUGAGAUGUAAGUAAAAAAUUGAAAAAAAAAAAAAAAUUCCAAAGCCAAAUGUAAUACCUUUUGGGUUAAUCUAUUUUUUUUUUUAAUCAUAUGUGCCGUCUGUGUAUUAGCAUGAUGUUCUAGUAUACAUUGGAUCAAAAAAAAAAAAAAAAAGACAGCUCAGCAUGAGCUAUUGUUAUUUUUUCCUAAAAUUUUAAGGACUUUUUGAGUCAGUAGUUCCUUCGACUGGCUAAUUUAUUUCCUAGUUCUUCAUUAAAGUUGGUAGAUACAGUGAAAAUGCAUUUGAGGCUGAUGGUCAUACAUGUUCCAGAUCUUUUAUCCCUUGAACCAAAGUUUGGUCUGAGUGAUAACUACCUGUUUCAAAUGCUGUUACAUGAAUAUGAAAAUGUGAUGUGUCAGAAACAAAGUGUUGCUUUAAAGGUGGAUAUUUGAAAAUCCUUUAGUUUUAAUGUAUAUGUAUAUUGAAUAAUAUUCUCUAAAAUAAAUGUGAAACUCACUAGGACUGCAAUGCAGUGAUUAGCGUUAGGUGUGUCUCCUUUUCUACCCUGGCUGUGUCCCCUGUACUGGUAAAUGCAGUACUUUCAAGUCCACUUGCUGUUUACCCCACCUAACCUAACUUCCUGUAGAAGGCUUGUCUAGAGUAUUAUAUGUAUUUUUACCUUUGCAGUGAAUUGCAUGUACUAAAUGUAACCACAGCUAUCAUUUUUAUGUUGACAUAACUCUAAAUGUUACCGUAAAUAUUCUUUCAUGUAUAAGGUCUGAUCCCUUAAAUUUAAGAAAUAAAUUCUUACUCAGA
Loxodonta africana (African savanna elephant) is the source of this 7657-nucleotide messenger RNA. It is a transcript of the gene IL6ST, whose product is annotated as interleukin 6 cytokine family signal transducer. Gene Ontology annotation, biological process: cytokine-mediated signaling pathway. The transcript has 17 exons. Gene Ontology annotation, cellular component: signaling receptor complex; external side of plasma membrane. Lineage: Eukaryota; Metazoa; Chordata; Mammalia; Proboscidea; Elephantidae. Gene Ontology annotation, molecular function: interleukin-6 binding; interleukin-6 receptor activity. The record is from RefSeq and is a predicted model, not a curated record. The coding region runs from base 274 to 3099 and encodes 941 amino acids.